UACUCUAGGAACAGUUUUAUAGGAGGUGGGGAUGGGAAACCAAGGCUGAAAAAGGGAGCGCAGAGGGAUUGUCCGCCCCCUGUCUCCCUUGUGCUCCGUGUCAGUGUGGCCUUCCUCGCUAUAAAUAGCCAACACCAGAAGCAUUUCCAAGUGCCGAGUUAAAAAUUCUAGAGGAAGGAAGGAGGAGAGCAGUCUAUAAUAUUAGCAUUGGAGGAGGGAUGGAGAUGGGUUAUUUCUUGGGGAGGAAGAAGAGGGGGGAUUUACCGAGUCUGGAGAACGGGAUGGGAGGGGAUGAGGAGGUGGAGGCUGUGAAGAUGCCGGCCAUUCCUCCGCCGCAGACGCCGAGGGAGCCGAUGGAGUUCUUGUCGAGGUCGUGGAGCGUGUCGGCCUCGGAGAUCUCCAAGGCGCUCCUCGCCGGCAACAACAAGAGGCACUUCGUCGUUGAUCGCCUACCGGACAUGAUGAUCCCCGAGAACUUGGUUCUCACUGCUGCUGCGGCUCAAAGUCGGCAAAGACCAUGCACUGCUUUGAACUCAAUCAUCACACGCCAUACGACGACUGAGAAAUGGUUUCACCACAAGGAGCCCAACUGGUUUAGAGCAACGAAGAAAGAGAAGGUUCGAGCGGAGAGAGCCGGCAUCCAUGCCGCAGCGUCGGUAGCUGGAGUAGCUGCAGCGAUUGCUGCCGUGGCUGCACGCACAAGCUCGGAGAAUCAAAACUCAAAGAUGAAUGCAGCCAUGGCCUCUGCAACCGAGCUACUGGCAUCUCAUUGCAUAGAGAUUGCAAAUCUAGCAGGAGCCAGCCAUGAGCACUUGGCCUCUGCUGUUAGUUCUGCAGUAGAUGUUAGAGCCCCUGGUGAUCUGAUGACUCUCACAGCAGCAGCAGCAACAGCAUUACGAGGAGCUUCAGCAUUGAAAUUGAGAGUGCAAAGUGAAGCAAGGAACAACUCGGCGGUCAUCCCUUAUGAAAAGAGCCACUUUGGCAGCCCAGACAUCUGGUGCAAGGAAGGCGAGCUGCUCAAACGCACAAGAAAAGGGACCUUACAUUGGAAAAGAGUGUCAGCGUAUAUCAACAAGAAGUCACAGGUCAUAGUAAAGCUCAAGUGCAAACACAUUGGAGGUGCACUUUCUAAGAAGAAAAAGAGUGUUGUUUAUGGUGUGUAUGAUGAGGUUCCAGCAUGGCCGGGGCAUGAAAGGGAUUGUGCUGAAGAGAGAUGCUAUUUUGGCCUGAGAACAGCUCAAGGACUAAUAGAGUUUGCAUGUGAGAACAGGACUAGCAAACAGAAGUGGGUGGAUGCAGUGCAAAAUCUGCUUCGACAAGUAACUGGUAGUGCAGAGCAUGUAAAGCACCCCCUGGAAGUACUCAAACUCGGUUUGAGUUUCCAGAGAUUCUUCUAUGGAUUUGAUUUCCAUAGGUUCGUCGAUAGAGAGCAGGUUGCGUAAAGAAGCACAUGAAGGUCAGAAGAACUGGGAUUGGCAUGGUUGGCUGUGUAAACAUGCAGACAUCUGGUGAUGGGCUGUUUACUUGCAGGUUUGGCCUGCAGGCCUCCGUAUCAAGCCAGCUGGGCUCACAUAGGAAGAAAGAGAGCAUGUCUUUUAUUGCAUGCAGAUUCUUGUUGAACUGCAGCAUUCCAUAGAACAAUAGAAAUGAACUUGGGCAAACUGAUCAGAUGAUGCUUCCACAAGAUAUUUUACUCCUUUCCCCCCUUUUCCCCAAAAGCAAUUCUGUUAAUAGAAACACUAUGCAGCAAGACACUUAGGAUGUAUGAAUUAUGUACUAGCUCACAUAAGCGUUUGUCAGGUUCAUAUGGGCCCAUCAUAGUAUAUCCCAGUGAUAUGCUACCAGCCCUGAGCACAUGCAAUGCAUGUGAGAAAGAGCAAGAUAAUUGACUAUGAUCUCGAGAUCUUUUAACAGUUUAAAUGUGUUAAAUAUUUCAGAUGUUAAACACAUUUCCACUUUUGGUUGCUAUUUUUUUUGUGUCUCUCAAACCAAAAGAGAAAAAAACCACAUCAUAUCAAAGUGGAUGAAUUGAUCAAAAGGAUAAAUACAUAUUUACAAAAAUAUCCUCUAAAAGGGGGAUCAUCGAACAUGAUGGUAGAUAUGGUUGAUGGAUCUCCAUUUGGCAGUUUGUUUUGUAAUAUAGCAAGCAAUGAAAUGGUCGGUAUUUUGACAUGUUCAAAGAUAUCUUCAGAGAAAUCUCCCUGAACUAUGUUCCCCAAUCAGGUGUUCCUGGCCUUACUUCCCAGGACCAUUCACGAGGUCACUUUCCAAGUAAAAAGUGAGUGAUUUGACAAGAUCAGAGUGAAUUUUUGUCAAAACAAGGAUUAAUCCAAACUCCAACAAAAUGAACACAGGUUUCAGGGAUCCCCCCUCUUCUGUCUGAUUUUAACUUCAAGUUUGGAUUUGUUUUCGUAAAAUCAACAACCUGCUGGAGUAACAUAAAUUUGUUGAUUGUUUAAUAACUUUAUUGAUAUGUGAUUGAAUUAAAGAUGAUUUAACAGAACUUCAGGUGGGAAAAAUGCUUUCUCUAUUUUUUGCCACUCAACUUUACAUGAUAUGCUGUGGUUUGAUGCAUAGCAGCACAUAAUUUUCAUAUAUCUCAUAGAUUAUUAUAUCUGUCCUUUUCCAUUUAAAAAUAAAAUAGGAAAAUUAGCAAAUUUUCACCCUACCAUUUAAUUUUUUACAUUUAGUGUUAAUUAAUAAUUAGAAGUGUUUAAAUUGCAUCACACAUCCAUGUGGAGUUCUUUUUUUCUAAUUUUUACCACAAUAAAUAAUAGAAGCAGCCAAAAUGCCAUAAAAAGAAAAAACAUACUAAUACUCGUGAUAUAUCCCUUUUUUGAAGUAAUGUGUGACAAAUAUUAGCAUAAUGACGAAGAAACAAAUUGUGGAACCUACUUCUCAUUUCUAAAUUCAUGAUUGGGUUUAUGAUGGCUCUCCAUGUCUGGACCGAUAAUUUCCAUAGCUUGAGCUCUUGUCAAGGAGAAAAGAGCUUCAAAGUUUUCUUUACUUUCAUAAAAAACGUCCUUCUGAUAAAAUUUUAAACUUCCAGAACAUUAUCUUUUCACAUAAUACUCAUUAAACUGUUCAUACAUCCCUCAAUUUAACCUUCUCAUGGAAAGCCUUGAUAAUUAGUAGAUUAGAGCCUCAAGAAAGAAAACAAUGCCGGGAUCUUUGCCUUGUUUCAUUGCCACACAGAAGCUUGAAGAUGUUAAUGUCUAGUUAUCACAAUUUCUACACAUCGAAAUUUUCCCUAUCCUGUGAACCUAAACAAUCUAUACUAUGGACAAGCUCCAUGCUAGUUUGACAUUUGAAAUCUUCUACUUCAAGUGCUUCGCUGCUGGGCAUGGUAUCAGAGCCUUACUACUAACACCUGCCAUCACUCCUAGAUAAAUCUGGUAUGAUGUAAAUUAUUGGAGUGCCACGUUCAUUACUCAGUAACUGUCUUUCCAUCAGUGAUAUAGCUAAUCAUGGAUGCAAUAAACCCUAAACCCUAACAUCAUUUAGUUAGUUUUCUUUUAAUAUUUUAUGCCAUAAAAUAUGUGGUCAGUUCUAAUGAUUGCUUGAGUUUUUUUGUAAUAUUGCCCUGUUUAUUUGCAAUCCAGGUGACAAUUUCUUCUGCCCUUUGGACUAUUAAUUAGGUUCAUAUCCUGAAAUUUAGAUUCUUCCAUUUCCUUUUUAUGUUGUUCCCAUAGAUAAUGUACAUAUCAUCUGAAACUGUGGAACAUGCUAUCAGGCAUUAGCUAUCAAAAAAUUUGACAUGCCACACAUUGGAAAAGAUGAGA
Messenger RNA from Phoenix dactylifera (date palm), 3782 nucleotides. RefSeq lists its product as uncharacterized. Gene Ontology annotation, biological process: auxin-activated signaling pathway; phloem or xylem histogenesis; leaf vascular tissue pattern formation. Lineage: Eukaryota; Viridiplantae; Streptophyta; Magnoliopsida; Arecales; Arecaceae. The record is from RefSeq and is a predicted model, not a curated record.